Messenger RNA from Fraxinus pennsylvanica, 375 nucleotides. The record is from the annotation of a GenBank genome assembly. Lineage: Eukaryota; Viridiplantae; Streptophyta; Magnoliopsida; Lamiales; Oleaceae.
AUGGAACUACAAUGCAGAAAAUCGACAUUUGUGAAUAAAUUAGAUAAGAAAUAUGCUAUAGGAAUUCCAAUAAACUCCAUGAACAGAUCUCCAAGAGGAUUUUUAAUCGAUCCUGCUUGCCAAUUCAGUGUUAUGCCUUCUCCUUCCAAUCAGCAUUUCAAUAUCGGACACAGUAAAGCAGAUUUAGCAAUCCUUAGGAUGAAGAAACUUGGAGAAUGGAUGGAUAAUUUUACACAAGGAAUCCGAGAGCAUGUAGCUAUUGAAACUACUUUGAGUUUGCUCUUUGGCUUCUCAAAAAAAUUGGCCGAUGGGGCUUUUAUCAGAAUGCAUCAAUCCGUUCUGAAACUGGGAUGUGUUGAACAGCAAGUUGUUUAG